GUGACUGUGUUGACUUUAACAGGAAUGGUUCUACUAAUGACGAUAGGUUUACCUACGUUUGACACUUAACUAUGUUCAGGUGUCUGCCUUUCCUGUCAGGCUGUUGCUAAAUUUAUGAACAAACCAUAUUAACAUAGACGCGCAGUCUUUGCCCUCUUUGUGUACAAACUGAGUCUUCAUUGAAUCGUCGUCAGACGUGCAAAAGCCGGUUGAACAGGUUGUCAGGCAUCCGGUACUGGAGCUGCACAGCUGCAGUGGAAGGCGGGUUUUACCCACGGCGGCUCUGAGCCUUAUCCUUUAUAAUUCUGUUGCCAUAUUUCGGGAAGAAAGUUUUUUUUAUGCUUGCGGUUUCCGGUUAACGGUAGUGUGUUGGAGCCACACAGUGGACUCUCUUCACCAAGACCACGAGACCACCUGCUCAGUCCCGACUCACACAUGGAUGUUCAAGGGUAUAAAUGGGUGCGCUGGCGGGUGUGGUUGUGUCGUGUGGCUGCCGUGCUGUCCUUGGGUCUUCUCCUGAUUGUGUUCCACUGGCGCCCGUGGCUAAGUGUCCUCGCCCGCUGCCGCCCCUGCCCUCUGGCUUUGGCAGAUAUUCUGCUAAUAAGAGACAGUUCUGGCCAGCAGCAUGUGGUGGAGAUCCUCACAGAGGAGAUGGAGGAGGGCAGUUUGGAGUUGUUUGGAGAGCUGGAGAACACUGACUGGAGAGAUACAGUUGAGCUGUACAAGGAGGGGAAAACACAGCUGCGCUACUACCUGUUUGAGGGGCUGCGAUACAUCUGGAUGGACAGGAAGGGAGCUUUCUGUCAUGUUAGUGUCCUCCAUGAGGACUGGACCUGUAAAGACCUGUAUGACUUCCAAAGGGGCCUGAGUCCCCUGGAGCAGAGCCUGAGGAGACAAAUUUAUGGGCCCAACAUUAUAGAUGUGCCAGUGAAGCCUUACAUGAAGCUGCUGUUUGAGGAGAUCCUCAACCCUUUCUAUGUAUUCCAAAUCUUCAGCAUCACCCUAUGGAUGAUUGAUCAUUAUUAUUAUUACGCCAUAUGUAUACUGAUUAUAUCCGUUAUUUCUAUCAGUAUCUCCCUUUAUGAGACCCACAAGCAAAGCGUCACUCUUCACAACAUGGCGCGGCUGGUUACAAAUGUCACAGUACGCAGAAGCUCGGGAGCGGAGGAGUGUGUGAACUCGUUGGAGCUAGUCCCCGGCGACUGCCUGAUCAUCCCUCAGGAAGGCCUGCUGCUGCCUUGUGAUGCUGCCCUGCUGGCUGGGGAGUGUCUGGUCAAUGAGAGCAUGCUCACAGGUGAAAGCGUCCCAGUGCUGAAAACCCCACUGCCGGCUGGUGAGAGGAAGUAUAGCUCCGAGGCUGAGCGCAGACACACCAUCUUCUGUGGUACUCAGCUCAUUCAGGCCAAGGGGGGAGGGCAGAGAGGCAGUGCUGCUGUUGCUGUUGUCACAAACACUGGGUUUUUCACAGCCAAAGGUAGCCUGGUUAGCUCCAUUUUGUAUCCUCAGCCAAUCAACUUCCGCUUCUACAAAGAUGCUGGCAAGUUCCUGCUCAUCCUAGGUUUUGUUGCUUUUUUUGGCACCAUUUACAGCUGUGUAGUCCUCUUCAGAUCCAAUGCAACUUGGAUGGAGUUGCUGAUCAGGAGUUUGGAUGUUGUGACCAUCGCAGUGCCUCCUGCCCUGCCUGCAGCCAUCACUGCUGGCACCAUCUAUGCCCAGCACAGGCUGAAGAGCCAGGGUGUCUUCUGCAUCAGUCCACCACGCAUCAAUGUAUGUGGCAAGGUCUCACUCUUCUGCUUUGAUAAGACAGGAACUCUGACGGAGGAGGGGCUGGAUGUUUGGGGAGUGAUGGAAGGGGGACCUGCUGGGUUCUCAGAGCUGGUCCCAGAGCCCAGACUCUUGCCCCCAGGCCUCAUGCUCUCUGGAUUAGCCUGCUGUCACACUGUGACGCUGCUGGAAGGUCAGCCCCUCGGAGACCCUCUGGAGCUGAAGAUGGUCGAGUCCACUAGUUGGACCCUCCACGAGCCAGAGGGAGAUGAGAUGGUGUUGGGUGAAGAGUUUGGGCAUCACAAAGUUUUGGCUGUUAUGAGACCACCUGCUCACCAGCUUCAAGCUCAAAGAACUUCUACAAGUGAGGCGAUGGCCAUCGUUCAGAGGUUUCCCUUCUCCUCGACCCUGCAGAGGAUGAGUGUGGUGACGGUGCCCUGUGGGGGACGCUCGGCUUUCGCUUUCAUUAAAGGAUCCCCAGAGAUGGUGGCUAGCUUCUGCCGAGCAGACACAGUGCCAGCACAGUUCUCUAACAAACUGCGCAGCUUCUCCAGUGAAGGCCUCAGGGUUCUUGCACUUGGCUAUAAAUCAUUAGAUAGCAACACUGACUUUAGGACCAUUGAACGUGGGGAAGUAGAGAAAGACAUGCAGUUUCUGGGCUUGCUGAUGAUGAAGAACUUGGUGAAGCCAGAGAGUCCCAGAGUUAUUAACACCCUGAGACUGGCACACCUUCGUAGUGUCAUGGUCACUGGAGACAACAUUUUAACAGCAGUUAAUGUAGCAAAAAGCUGUGGGAUGAUGUGCGGUGAUGAGAAGGUCAUAUUUGUUACUGCCACCCCCAACACCACAGAGUCUGUGCCCACCCUGAGGUUCAGCCUGGAAGACGGAACGGCCAAUGGCACCCAAAGCUGCUCAGACGUUGUCACUCUGGGCUUGUACCAGGGUGGUUUUGGCUAUCACUUGGCUAUUAAUGGCAAGUCCUUUGCUGCCCUCUGUGAGCACUUCCCUGACUAUCUGCCAAAGGUUUUGAUGCGAGCCACAGUAUUUGCACGAAUGGCUCCUGAUCAGAAAACCCAGCUGGUGAAGGAGUUCCAGAAACUGAACUAUCGGGUGGGCAUGUGUGGAGAUGGGGCCAAUGACUGUGGAGCCCUGCGAGCUGCUGAUGUCGGAGUUUCCCUGUCUGAGGCUGAGGCUUCGGUUGCUUCUCCUUUCACUUCCAAGACCGAAAACAUCAGUUGCGUGCCACUGCUUAUCAGAGAGGGAAGAUGUUCUCUGGUCACCUCCUUCAGUAUCUUUAGAUACAUGGCCCUGUACAGCCUUGUUCAGUUCUGCUCUGUCCUCAUCCUCUACACAUUUAAGACAACCAUAGGUGACCUGCAGUUCCUGUUUUUUGACAUUGCUUUGGUGACUCUGCUGGCCAUCGUGAUGGGAAAAGGAGGCCCCAGUAAAGAGCUGCACCCCUGCAGACCCCCGGCCAGUCUGCUGACCCUGCCUGUCUUCUGCACCCUCUUCACCCACACCUGUAUGAUCAUCCUGGGCCAGCUGGCUGCGCUCUUCAUCACUACCUCACAGGAAUGGUAUAUUCCGCUCAAUUCAACAGUGUUUGGAGCAGCCAAUCUGCCCAAUAUGGAGAACACCAGUGUGUUUGCCUUGUCAGGUUUCCAGUACAUCAUCAUGGCUGUGGUGGUCACAAAGGGCUACCCUCAUAAGAAACCUCUCUACUUCAAUGUGAUUUUCCUCUGUCUGUUGUUUGUCCUCUUUGCCCUGAUGACGUGGCUGGUGGUGUAUCCUGGGCCUGCCGUUUGCCAAGUAUUUAAACUGUACAACUUCUCCGAUACAAAUUUUAAAAUGCUGCUCGUUGCUCUGGCUUCUCUCUGCUUCCUCGUCUGUUUUGUUGUGGAGCUGCUGGUAGACUUGGGUAUCCUGAACUGUCUUCAGUUACUGCGUGGAAGGCGUCUGUCCAAGAAACAGUAUAAACGUCUGCAAGUCCUAUUGUCUGACUCACCAUCAUGGCCACCUCUUAAUCAAACCCUGUUCCCCGCAGACAGUACAGUCAUCAACAUGAGGUAGCAUCUGCCUUCCCCCUGUUGGACACUGACUUCACCGACAAUGCAAAGUCAUGUUUACUGUAUUAAUAAAAAGCAUUAUAUGUAAACUUUAGUGUGUAUUAUGUUAAUACAGUAUUAGUACACUG
This is a messenger RNA of Monopterus albus (swamp eel), 3958 nucleotides long. RefSeq names its product ATPase cation transporting 13A2 (gene atp13a2). The transcript has 29 exons. NCBI's taxonomy places the organism in Eukaryota, Metazoa, Chordata, Actinopteri, Synbranchiformes, Synbranchidae. The coding region runs from base 436 to 3834 and encodes 1132 amino acids. Gene Ontology annotation, biological process: regulation of autophagosome size; polyamine transmembrane transport; intracellular calcium ion homeostasis. Gene Ontology annotation, molecular function: ATPase-coupled monoatomic cation transmembrane transporter activity; polyamine transmembrane transporter activity; P-type ion transporter activity. The record is from RefSeq and is a predicted model, not a curated record. Gene Ontology annotation, cellular component: late endosome membrane.